Molecule: messenger RNA, 834 nt
Organism: Meloidogyne enterolobii
Lineage: Eukaryota; Metazoa; Nematoda; Chromadorea; Rhabditida; Meloidogynidae
Source: the annotation of a GenBank genome assembly
AUGAUUAGCCUAAUAUUAGUUUCUCCUCUCAUCCAUAAUCCAUUAAAGCUUAAAAUUUCCAAAAAUUUCUUUUUAAAGAAAGACCUUCAAAAUUCCAACAAUAAAUUAAUUGGAGUAUUAGCCACAAAUUCCUUAUUAGAAGAACAGUCAGAACAACUUCUUUUGCGUGUUCAUUCACUUUCAUGUCAACUUUACUCAAAAACAGCUCCACACGAAUCAGAAAUUAUUAGAAAGAAAUUGGAUAAAGAAAUGAGAAUGUUUAACACAAAAAAUUUACCAAUUACAAAAUCACAGGCUGAAAUUUCUUUAUUAAAAGAAGAAAAUCUUAAAUUAAAAAGUCUUCUAAAUUCGGUUCAUUCCGAAAUUUAUGGAGCUCGUUUAGCUGCAAAAUAUUUGGAUAAAGAAUUAGCUGGACGGAUUCAGCAAAUUCAAUUGCUUGGUCGCAAUAUGAGAGGAGCUCAGCAUGAUCGUCUUUGGAAUCAAUUAGAAGCUGAGAUUCAUCUUAAUAGACACAAGACAAAUCCCAAAGCCUCUCCUUCCGUCUAUUUUGACAAAAGGGGCGUCGGAAAGACUCGACGCAUUCAUCUCCAUUUGGAAGAUAACGAAGGCCUGGGUAUUUCUAUUACGGGAGGAAAAGAGCAUGGAGUCCCUAUUAUUAUUUCUGAAUUACAUUCUGGGCAAGCUGCAGAAUCAAGUGGAAAUUUGUUUGUUGGAGAUGCUUUACUUUCUGUUAAUGGAAAAAGUCUUAAUAAUUUGAAGCAUUCACAAGCUGUGAAAAUUUUAAAUAAAGAGGUGAUUUUGAAAGUUAAACGUUUAUCAGGCCGACUUUACUGA